AUGGAUCUGCAAAACAUCCUUUCGGCGACGGCGAGCUCGGCGACCGGGAGUCUGGCCUGGUUCAUCCCAACCCUAGCCGCUGCGAUCGUCUACUUCCAGUACGAGGUCAUGGAUCCCGAGUCACGGCCGAUCGACGUACCCUCGGAGCUACUCCUGCCCUCCUACGACUUCAUCGUGGUCGGGGCGGGCUCGGCGGGGGCAGUGGUGGCCAGUCGGCUAAGCGAGAUAGAGAACUGGAACGUCCUGCUGUUGGAAGCGGGCGGUGAUGAGACCGAAAUAUCCGACGUGCCGCUACUCGCGGGUUACCUGCAGCUGAGCAAACUCGAUUGGAUGUACAAGACCGAGCCUCAGGGGGACUCCUGCCUUGCCAUGGAGGGCGGUCGGUGCAACUGGCCACGGGGCAAAGUGAUCGGCGGCUCGAGCGUCCUGAACUACAUGCUGUACCUACGGGGCAACCGCAAGGACUACGACCUGUGGCAGGAGCAGGGCAACUACGGCUGGAACUCGUCCGAGGCCCUGCGCUACUUCAUGAAGUCCGAGGACAACCAGAACCCCUACCUGGCGCGCACGCCUUACCACACGACGGGUGGCUACCUCACCGUCCAAGAGGCCCCUUGGCACACGCCCUUGGCCACUGCCUUCGUCGAGGCCGGCAAGGAGAUGGGGUACGAGAACCGGGACAUUAACGGCGAGUACCACACCGGCUUCAUGAUUGCCCAGGGCACCAUCAGACGGGGCAGCCGCUGCUCAACCGCCAAGGCCUUCCUCAGGCCCGCGAGGCUCAGGAAGAACCUCCACAUAGCCAUGAAUUCCCACGUCACCAAGGUGCUGAUAGACCCAGUGAGCAAGCGCGCGUACGGCGUCGAGUUCAUGCGCGACAAGCAGGUGUACCGGAUCCGAGCCAAGAAGGAGGUCGUCCUGUCUGGCGGGGCCGUAAACUCGCCGCAGCUUUUGAUGCUGUCGGGCAUCGGUCCCAAGGAGCACCUCACCCAACUGGGCAUCCCUGUGAUCCAGGAGCUGAGCGUCGGCGACAACCUACAGGACCACAUAGGCGUGGGUGGGCUGACCUUUCUGGUGAACCAGGAGGUCUCGAUGGUGGAGAGCCGGCUCUACAGCCUAAACGCCGUUAUGCAGUACGCCAUCUGGGGCACGGGGCCCCUCACCGUCCUCGGGGGCGUCGAGGGCCUCGCCUUCGUCAACACUAAGUACGCCAACGCCAGCGCCGACUUUCCGGACAUCGAGCUCCACUUCGUCUCGGGCUCGACCAACUCGGACGGCGGCCGGCAGAUCCGCAAGAUCCACGGUCUAACCGGCCGGUUCUACGACGCCGUCUUCGGCCGCAUAAGCAACAGGGACGCCUGGAGCGUGCUGCCCAUGCUGCUGAGGCCCCGUAGCAAGGGCUUGAUAAGGCUGCGCAGCAAGAAUCCCUUCGACCAUCCCCUCAUUUAUCCGAAUUACUUCAAGGAGCCGCACGACCUGGAGGUGCUGGUCGAGGGUUUGAAGAUCGCGAUAGCGCUGAGCAGGACGCGGGCCUUCCGUAAGUACGGCAGCGAGCUCAAUCCCGUGCCGUUUCCCGGCUGUUCGCACCUCGUGUUGUACAGCGACGAUUACUGGCGGUGCAUGAUCAGGCACUACUCGGCCACGGUCUACCACCCCGUGGGCACUUGCAAAAUGGGCCCCCACUGGGACCACCAGGCGGUCGUCGAUCCCGAGCUGAGGGUUUACGGGGUCAAGGGCCUGAGGGUCGCGGAUGCGUCGAUCAUGCCGAACCAGAUAAGCGGCAACACCAAUGCCCCCGUGAUCAUGGUCGGCGAGAAGGCGAGCGACAUGAUCAAGGAGUACUGGCUCGCGCUGAUGCAGGCUAACGUUGUGCACAGGCAGGCGCGCAGGGGACUGAUACGGAUACACUGA
Copidosoma floridanum is the source of this 1911-nucleotide messenger RNA. RefSeq names its product glucose dehydrogenase [FAD, quinone]. Lineage: Eukaryota; Metazoa; Arthropoda; Insecta; Hymenoptera; Encyrtidae. The record is from RefSeq and is a predicted model, not a curated record. Gene Ontology annotation, molecular function: oxidoreductase activity, acting on CH-OH group of donors; flavin adenine dinucleotide binding.